AUGCCCGAAGAGGUCUUCAAGGCUCUAACAGAUCUGCGCCGUUCCGUUGACACAGAAGUUUUCGACCUCGUAGUCUACGAUAGGUUCAGGACCACGUUAUCCUUCCUCAAAGUGGCGUGGGAUCGCGGUAACACCUGGGACAAGCGGCACCUUAACGGGCCCAUAAAGGAUGAUCCAUUGGGAAGAUACUUCCGCCGGAUUUUCCUACCACGACUGCUCCACAUGAUGCAGAACUUGGCCGAUGAAGCUGUCGGUUGCUUGGACAUAGCAGUCGACUGGUAUACGACCACGAAAACGGAGUUGUUACACAGGGACGAAAAGUUCUUCGGUUGUUCUGCUAAUCAGGAGCUCGAUAAUUUCUUGCUUCGAACAUUCUACGGCUGGAAAAAAAGAAAGACCCCCACACAUGGCGAGGAAUUCUAUUGCAAGCUUAUACUAUUUGUCGGGGCCGCUGAAGCAUGUAGAGAUAUCCGAGAAUGGGCAAGAGACAUGCUUGCUUGUCCUAUUCAUCAUGAGUGGGAAGUCCUCGACGAGAACUACGACAGAUGGGAUGGGUUCGACAGAGACGGCUGCGUCCAGUCCGACUUCGUGGCAGCCUACAACAUCUUUGAACGCCAGGCUUAUGCCGAAAUCAAAAGAAACGUGUAUCACAUCGUAGGACUCAGGUUGCCGAGAGAGCUUACAGACAUGGUGUUUGACUAUGCGCUUAUAGUCGAGGACAUACCCAAGGAUCUCACGACGUAUAAUGACUUUGAACCUGAUUUCGAAGUAUGCGGAGGAGAUCAGUAUGUACAAAUGUCUAUUCGGCAAAACAGCUGCCCUCGCUAUCGCUAA
Messenger RNA from Alternaria arbusti, 834 nucleotides. RefSeq lists its product as uncharacterized. The record is from RefSeq and is a predicted model, not a curated record. NCBI's taxonomy places the organism in Eukaryota, Fungi, Ascomycota, Dothideomycetes, Pleosporales, Pleosporaceae. The transcript has a single exon. Bases 1 to 834 code for a protein of 277 amino acids.